This is a messenger RNA of Rhododendron vialii, 1881 nucleotides long. RefSeq names its product protein FAR1-RELATED SEQUENCE 5-like. Gene Ontology annotation, biological process: regulation of DNA-templated transcription. Gene Ontology annotation, molecular function: DNA-binding transcription factor activity; sequence-specific DNA binding. NCBI's taxonomy places the organism in Eukaryota, Viridiplantae, Streptophyta, Magnoliopsida, Ericales, Ericaceae. Bases 1 to 1881 code for a protein of 626 amino acids. The transcript is spliced from 6 exons. The record is from RefSeq and is a predicted model, not a curated record.
AUGCACAUACCAUGCUACUACAUAGCACUAGAGCUGGGAUCUCUUUUUCCAGAUCACCACAGUUUUCUCCAUAAUCAAUGUCGGGCAUCAUCAUCACCUCAGCUAGGGACGAAAUCAGGAUUCGUCUUUUGUGUUCUGAUUUCGGUUGUGGUCUUCGGUGGUGGUGGUGGUCGUGUUGGGGAUUUCGGUUGUGGUCUCCAGAUUCGUCUUUUGUAUGUUGAUUUCAGUCGACGGCUCAUCAUUGGGGUUUCUCGAUUGCCAGAGAGCGGUUUUGAUAAGAUCAAUUCCGUCCGAUCUUAUAUAUUUGAAGCAAAAAUGGAACAUGAAGAAAUUUCUAGCGUCAAUGAAACCCCCAUGUUUCGACCACCACCUCAAAGAAUGCUGUCUUUGGAUGAUAUACUACUAGUCUCACCAUCACCAUCCUCACCGUCACCAUCUCAACCGUGUGUGGAGUCUGACGAGGUUUUCAAAUUUUACAACAAUUACGCUAAGGAAGCUGGUUUUAGUUUGCGAAUCUUUUCUAGCAAGACGAAUAAGAACAAGGAAACCAUUAGGAAGGAGUAUGUUUGUUUCAAAGAAGGGGUGAGGAAAAAUUCUAAAGCCAAUAAUCGACGUCGGGGUUUAACUAGAGAGGGUUGUCAUGCAAAACUGUCAGUCGUGAAAAAUCGGUUAGGUGAAGGGUUUGUUGUGAAACAAUUUGUUGAGGUGCAUAACCACGAACUUACGACGCCAAAGAAGGUGCAUUUGUUGAAAUCUCACCGUCGAGUGUCGGAUGCACAAAAAUCAUUAUCACAACAACUUUCAGCUGCAAAUGUGCCACCCUGUCAACAAAUGAGUUUUUUUGAGGUGCAAGCCGGGGGUUUUGAAAAUGUUGGAUUUACACGACGAGACCUUUACAAUUAUGGGAGGGAUAAGAAGGCAUUUGUUGGUGGACAUGACGCCAACAUGUUGUACGAGCAUUUUGAGAGGAAAAAAGCAAAGAAUCCCGGUUUUAUGUUUACAUUCGAGAGAGAUGAUCAAGAUAGAAUGACUCAUUGUUUUUGGGCCGAUGCAACCUCUAGGAAGUCAUACCAAUAUUUUGGGGACGUGGUGGUGUUCGAUACAACAUACAACACAAACAAAUAUUGUUUGAUAUUUGCACCUCUAUUAGGGGUUAAUCACCAUGGGCAAACAACGCUUUUUGGGUGUGCAUUCUUAAGCGACGAAUCAAGUGAUUCCUUUGAGUGGCUUUUGAAGGAAUUCUUGAAAGCGAUGCCUGGACCCCCGCCCAAAAUCAUCAUUACUGAUCAAGAUCCAGCAAUGACCAAAGCAAUUGCUUGUGUUCUUCCAACUACGUUUCAUAGAUAUUGCAUUUGGCACAUUGUUAGUAAAUUUUCUGAAAAGAUAGGUGCAUUGGCAUAUAAACAAUAUUAUGAGGAGUUCAAAAAAUGUAUUUGGAAUUCUGAGAGCCCCGAAGAGUUUGAAGCAAUAUGGGUAGAUCUUGUCAGAAAAUCUAUGCUGUCCAACAAUGAAUGGUUGCAGGGCAAGUACGAAAUUCGUGAGAGAUGGGUGCCAGCAUUUACGAAACAUAUUUUCUUCGCUCACAUGACAAGUAGUCAAAGAGCUGAAAUUUCUCAUUCAUUCUUCAAGAGGUAUGUGUCUUUGGAUAAUUCAAUGUUGGAUUUUGUGACACGGUUCAAUAGUGCACUUUCACGUCUACGACAUAAUGAAUUGGAUUUGGAUCACAAGGAUGUAAAUGAGAAGCCAAUCUUGAAAACCUCGUAUUUGAUGGAAAAGAGAAUGAGUGAAAUAUACACACUAGCUAUAUUUAAGAAAUUUCAGGAGGAAAUAUUUCAAAUUGGUGCCUAUGUGCUUACACUUACACAUGAGGAUGAACAUUGA